Molecule: messenger RNA, 4291 nt
Organism: Drosophila virilis
Lineage: Eukaryota; Metazoa; Arthropoda; Insecta; Diptera; Drosophilidae
Product: ras-related protein Rap-2b
Molecular function (GO): GTP binding; GTPase activity
Source: RefSeq, a predicted model, not a curated record
AUGCAUCAAGUGUAACAACAGUUUAGUUUUUCCCGGGAACCUGAAGCAGCGUGUUGUUAGGCGCUGCUGCCCAGUGCCAAGCUUGACGUACACAACAGCAGGCGACGCAGCGACAGUAAAAAGCAAGCAAGAACUCCAUCAAUAUCAAGCAAAAUAAACUGUUUUCGAAAUUCAGCUGGAAAUAAAAUAACAGGUACAUUUACAUUUUUGUGGAGCUGGCUGGGGCCACAUAAUUAAAACGAAACGAGAGCGCGCUACAAAUAUUUGCAUAAAACGCUGUCGGGCUAAUAAGUAAUGAACUAAGCCAACUUACAGAGCCCGCAUCGUCGGCCGCCCUCGCAAACAAACCUGACAGUUAGCCAGCACCACACAGAUGCGAAUUACAAAAAUACAUUUACAGCAACAAUUACAGCAGCAUUCGUGGAAAAAACGCGACAGCUUAAAAAUACUUAAUAAAGUGCAGCACGUCUUUUGAGCGGCUCUGGCAAUUCUAUGAAAUUUAUGCAACACUGACAGCAAAGCCACAAACCAAAAAGAAUACAUCAAGGAGCAGACAGACAAGCCGAGCAAAAAAGAAAGUGAGAGAUAGAUAAAGAGCGUGUGAGAGCGAGUUAGCAAUCAACGGUGGCAGGUCCCACUGCCAUAUAACGGGAUUUUUCGCCUGAUUUACAGUUACCAACGCACAUCACUCCUUUGCCAAGCUAGCACCUUUUACAACACUAACAGCAGAGAGCAACACCAGCAAAAUGCGUGGCCGUCACUUGCGCCGACGUUUCAGCUUGCAGCCCUCGUUCAUGAAGGAUGACAGCGCCGAGGAUAAACCCAAGCGUGACAAAGUGGGCCGGAAUAAUGCAGUGGACGAUGCCAUUGGACCGGCAAAUGCACGUCAUAAAAUUGUGGUCAUGGGCGCGGCUAAAGUGGGAAAAACUUCGAUAAUCACACAAUUUCUAUACAACACAUUUACCACCAAAUAUAAAAGGACCAUCGAGGAAAUGCAUCAGGGGAACUUUUCAAUUGCGGGCGUUAGCCUAACACUGGACAUACUCGAUACGGCCGGCUCCUAUGAGUUUCCAGCAAUGCGCGCCCUAUCCAUAUCAUCGGCAGACGCGUUCAUUCUGGUUUACGAUGUCACCGAUGCGUCCACUUUCGAAGAGGUGCGGGCUAUACGAGAUCAGAUACAUGAGACAAAGGCGACCACAGCGGUGCCAAUUGUGGUUGUUGGCAAUAAAGUAGAUCUGCUCGCCGAGGAUGGAGAACUUCGCGAGGUGGAAUAUGCCACAACCGAAUCGGUGGUAACUGUUGAUUGGGAAAAUGGUUUUGUGGAGGCAUCGGCGGCCAAUAACGACAACAUCACGCAGGUUUUCAAGGAGCUGCUCGCCCAGGCAAAAAUUACAUACAAUCUGAGCCCGGCGCUGCGCCGCCGACGCCAGUCGCUGCCCCAGCAAAUUGGCAACAAUGGGCCGGGCACACCGCUGCACCACCAUCACCAUCAUCAUCAGGGGGCGCACGGACAGGGGACGGCGCACGGUUCCGGCUCUGGUUCGGCCUCAACAUCGGCUGGUGCCGCCGGCGGGGCGCAUGGCUCGCACACACCAACGCCGGCACAGCUGCAGCAUCUGCAGCGCAUCCAGGAGCGCAGCUUGGGCGCCAAACGCAAUUCAUGCACAAUUUCCUAAGCCAAUUGGCGUUGAAUAACAAACCUAAAUGAACCUAUAUGCAACUGAAACUGAACAAACGGUCUCCUACAAAUGGUUUUCAAUGUUUCACAAAUAAAAACGAUUUAUAUUUAUGUAUUUACGAUCUUAUAUAGCCUCGACUCAAUCGUACCUCUUGCUAAACACUUUAGUACCUAUCUUGAGCAAAUUUUCGCUCUGUCUUUCUCUCACGCUACCCCCCUCUCUCUCUCUCUCUCUCUCUCUCUCUCUCUCACACACACUCUUUCUCUAUGCCCCAUUUCCGACUAUCCAUAUAUCUAAAUCUCAACACGCCCAAAAAAUGUUUGGAACCCAAAAAGAUAUAAAUAGGCAUAAGCCGUAACUAAAAGUCCCAUUAUAAUAUAAAUGUUAGUUAUUUCUACAGAUAUAUAUAUAUAUAUACAUAUAUAUUUACAUUGAAAUAUGUAUACAUAACGAUUAACAGAUAUGUGUACUAUCUAUACAAAUAACUAAAGCGGAAAUCCCAGCAAACUAUGCACAAAGAUCUGUAAAUACAUGACAAUAUCUGAAGCUUAACGCAAAAAAAACUUGACCAAAAUCACAAAAUUACAAUUUAUCUUCUUCUUAUUACAAGACAAUUACAUUUUUUUUUUAGUUGCUUUAAAAAAAAAGUAAUAAAACAAAAGUUUAACGUUUUUCGCACCUAAGCAAUAUUCUAAUCCCGUUGCAUAUAAACACAGUUACUGUCCGUAGCUUAACACAAGAACAAAAUGCUUAAACUCUAGAAAAACCGCAAGAAAGGCGCCCAAAAUAUAGACAGCUGUUGAACCGCUCCUGUGUCUAAUCACAAAAGUGUUACAGACGUGUCUGUGUAUGUAUGUGUUUACCUAACCGAAAUAUAAGUAAAUAUGGAUUCUAUUAGUAUAUAAAUAUAUGUAUAUGUACGUUUUUUUUUUUUUCAAGAAUAGAAGCAAAACUUGGGCUGUUAGGCCUCGCUGCUAGGUGAAGAACAGAGCUAAUUUUGCAACUUUCGCCAAAUAGCUUUGGCAAGCUCAAAAGGAGUAUGCGACUAUGAGAUACUCUGCACACUAUCUAUCUAUCUUCAACGUACAAACUAAUUUUGUAACUACCAAUUUAAAGGAAAUAAGCAAAAUGAAUGCAAAACAAAACUUAAAUAUCAUAAUUAUAUCUAAUAUGUGCACGAAUAUUCCCUUUAAAACAAAAUUAAGUUCAAUAUACAAACAGCCAAUUCGAAAACUUCUGUUCGUAACCGAUUAGCAUCUGGUUUCCCUGUGCGUGUUUUUAGAUUGUGAGAGUAUAUAUAGAGUAGUUGAUGUAUUCUCAAAAAAUAUUCGUGAUCGUAUUUUGUCUGUGGAAGAUGGAAGCAAAUGCAUAGUAAUUAAAAUUGUUAGGAUUAUUUUUAAAUUUCAUUUUCUUUAUGUUUUAUCAUAAUAUAUUAUUAAAUGUUAGCGUGUAUCGUAAUGUAGUUGGUUAAUUAUGUGAGCUAGGCAAGCAUAAGAAGAAGCAGAAGAAGAGGAAGAAUAAGAAGAGACGGUUUAAGAAUGAAAAUGCAAUGAAAACACCAAAGAAAAUCAAACUAAGGCCAAACAUAGUAAGAAAAAGCAACUAGAGACGAAUGGAAAUACCUAUAACUACUUAUAUAGUAUAUAUAUAUAUAUAUAUAUAUACACACACAUAUAUAAAUGGGUACAAGAAACGACUAUUAUGAUAUGAUGAUAUGUAUUGUAUGCAAGGGUCUGUCGCAGCAUGUUAAAGCUAAAAUACUUGGUAAAUAUACAACUAAUAUUUGGUGUGUCUGUGUUAAAUAUCAUAUAAAUAAAUAACUAAAUACAUUUAUUGGGGCGCCAAGCCGAAUUUUCUUGCAAGCCUGAAAAAAAAACUUGCUGAGCUUAAAUUGCAGGCCCCAAAGACAACUACCAUAUGUUUUAGAAAGCACAGUAUUCAAUGGUAUUUACAGAUUCCAGAGAGAAUCUUAUCAAAUUAAGGACUUACACUUACUUUCAGUAUUCGCUUUAUUUGUAAAUUUCCCUGUCUACGAAUAGACAUUUACACAACUACCUACUUAUAUAUAUAUAAACAUAUAUAUAUAUAUAUGUCUUGAUGAUAACCAAUUGAAUGGCCAACUGAUCAAGCGUUAAUCUAUAUAUUUAACAUAUAUUAUUAUCUGUGCAAAUAGUAUGUUGUACAAUGACAAUUAUCAAAGUCAAGCAAGGCUCAAUUGAAUAUUAUUUGAGUGCAGAGUGUUUUAUAAUUUAGCACGAUCAAGAACAAAUGAAAAACAUUGAAGAACAAUGAAUAAUAAGUAUUAUUAUCGAUAUGAUACAAUAAAAAAUAACUAACUGAAUUUAUAUAAUUACUGAAAACAGUUCGUAUAAUACUUAUACAAAGUAGUGCGUAUUCGUGUGACAUUUUUGUGUGUAUUUACAAAAUAAAAUAAAAUGAAAAAAAAAAAAAAACAAUAUUGAAUACAUAUAUACAUUAUAAACCUACAUAUAUCUAUUGAAAAGAAAAUGCAUUAAGCAACAACUUGACAAAGCCAAUGUUCUGUGUAUUCUAUGUAACUAGUAAAUUAUCAAUAUAUAAUACUUACUAAAACCAAAAGUUUUCCCAGAAAA